UUGUGUGCGUGCACCUCACAAGGAUAGGGACAGCAUUCAUGCCGGUGCGUGUACAUAUGGGAGAAAUGCAUUUAUUCUCCAUAUAGCUUCUAUCUUUUUCUCCGCAAAUUAUAUAAUUAUCUCAUUUUGAGUGAAAAUCAGAAACAACGCAACUACAAGUGGUAGAAGAAGAAGGGCGCAACGCAGCUGCAAAGAACAAACCUGAAGUGUCUCUCAAUCUUUGGUUCUCGCGUGUUGUGAUCAAUUGUAACGAUUGUAACGUUUGGUCGAGUGUUCUCUUGGCCUUAUUCACAACUUCGGAGUUUAGAGCUCUGUUCUCUUUAAAAUGAGAAAUAUUACAUGAGGAGGAAGAAAAGGCAAAGUGCUUGGGGUGUGAGGAGACGAUUUAUAACCUCUUUCCUCGGGCAAAUUGGCUGUGAAUUUAUCCUACGAUCAACGAGACAAAUAUGAGCAAAGAUGUACGUACCUGCACUCCCAGUUAUUCCUAUUACACAGGAUAUAUAUUUGUAAGGUGCACGAAAAUUACUGGUGUAAGGUUCUUCUAAAAGGUGUUUUCAAUUUCUUUGCCAGGAUAUCCUAAAAGUAGCGCGUUAAAUGUUAUUUAGUAGUAAAAGUGGAAACGUAUUAGCCGAGAUAUGACCUCUCCCGAAUAAACGGUUAUAUUGAGCAAAUUGAUGAAAUUAAAUUUCAUAUUUCUAACGAGGCAUUAUUUCUUAAGCAAAAUGCCUUACUACGCGGUAGCCAAGGGUCGAAAACCCGGAAUUUACGCCACAUGGGACGAGUGCAGCACCCAGGUCUUCAAGUUUCCUGGCUCGAUAUAUAAGAAAUUUGCGACGGAGAGCGAGGCUCAAAACUUCAUAAAAGAGCGUUCCUCGCCAGCCGGGGCGAGUUCUGCCAGGAGCGGCCUCGUUUCGUCGGAAAUUGUUAAAUCUGUGAGAUCUCAGGCUCUGCCGAAACAACUGUUCGCCCUUGGUGGUAAACAGUCUGCGGUGGCUCCGACAAAAUCGUUAUUGUCAGUUUCAAAGAGAGCUUUAUCGACAAUUGACAAUACUAACGAACAGCCGAGCAAAAAGAGAAAAGUGACGCCCGAAGGUUCGGACAAUUCAACUCGGUGUCAGGCGAACCUUAUCGUGGAUGAAGAUGGCUACGUCAACGUUUACACGGAUGGCGCGUGCAGCUCAAACGGGUACAAGAACGCGCGAGCCGGAAUCGGCGUUUGGUUCCAAGACAAUCAUCCCCUAAACGUAUCUGAACCGGUGGAGGGACGAGCUACCAACAACAAUGCGGAGAUUCAGGCCGUCACGGCAGCUGCGAGGCAGGCGAAGAAGGCGGGCGUCAAGAAGCUGAAAAUCAAUACCGAUUCCAAAUUCCUCAUCUCCUGCAUCACGCAGUGGAUGCCGAGUUGGAAGAGAAGAGGAUGGAAAACAGCGGGCGACAAGCCGGUCAUAAACAAAAAGGAGCUCCUGGAAAUGGAGGAGGCAUUGAAGUCCUUGACCGUUGCUUGGAAUCACGUGAACGGACAUGCAGGAAUUUACGGUAACGAGAUGGCGGACAAACUGGCGAGAGAAGGCUGCUUGCGAUAUAAAAGUCAAGUUUAAGAACGAAGGUUAACACUACAAAGGACUUUAAAUUAGUUUUAUAUACAUAAACUCUCCUAUAGAAAAUGUUAUUAGACUUUUAUUACGAAAUUAAUAAAUCUAAUAUAUA
Vollenhovia emeryi is the source of this 1707-nucleotide messenger RNA. It is a transcript of the gene rnh1, whose product is annotated as ribonuclease H1-like. The transcript is spliced from 7 exons. The record is from RefSeq and is a predicted model, not a curated record. Bases 675 to 1598 code for a protein of 307 amino acids. Gene Ontology annotation, molecular function: nucleic acid binding; magnesium ion binding; RNA-DNA hybrid ribonuclease activity. Gene Ontology annotation, biological process: DNA replication, removal of RNA primer. Lineage: Eukaryota; Metazoa; Arthropoda; Insecta; Hymenoptera; Formicidae.